This is a messenger RNA of Penicillium verhagenii, 897 nucleotides long. RefSeq names its product SDR family NAD(P)-dependent oxidoreductase. The record is from RefSeq and is a predicted model, not a curated record. Lineage: Eukaryota; Fungi; Ascomycota; Eurotiomycetes; Eurotiales; Aspergillaceae. Bases 1 to 897 code for a protein of 298 amino acids. The transcript has 2 exons. Gene Ontology annotation, molecular function: oxidoreductase activity, acting on the CH-OH group of donors, NAD or NADP as acceptor.
AUGGCAAACACAAACCGCGUUUUGGAGAGCAAGCUUGCUCUCGUCACUGGUGGCUCCAGGGGAAUUGGUGAAGCGAUCGCACGCAACCUAGCCGCAAAGGGUGCCUCACUCUUGCUAAACUUCACCUCCGAGUCCUCGCGUGCCGCCACAAAUGAGCUCUGCGCCUCACUGGCCGCGGCCCACGGCGUCCAAUGCGAAAGUGUCCAGGCCGAUCUAUCCAAGCCCGAAGAGGCCGUCAAAACCAUCAUUGCGGCCGCACAAGAAAAGUUCGGAUCCUCCAAAAAGCUUCAGAUUGACAUUCUCGUGAACAAUGCCGGUGUCUCAGCAGACCGCGACCUGAACGACGCAGUCAAGGGCCCCAUCGACGCUGACCUUUUCAACUGGCACUACACCAUCAACGUACUCGCUCCCCUCCUCCUCACCCAAGGAAUCACCGAGUACCUCCCCACAGACCGCAGUGGUCGCAUCGUCAACAUUUCUAGCGUGUCUUCCGCAAUGGGCUUCGUGGGCCAGUCAAUUUAUGGCGGCACCAAGUCAGCCCUCGAGGCUAUGACACGUACCUGGGCGCGCGAGUUGGCCGAUCGCGCCACUGUCAACGCGGUCAACCCCGGCCCGGUCAUUGGUGACAUGUACUUCAAGGCAGGCGAGGGCUUUUGGAACGAUAUUCAGGGCUUCCAGGAUAAUACCCCUGGUAGCAAGUUGGACGUUAAUGACCCGGAUACCAUGUCACGGAUUACAGAGGAACAGGCGGGUCUUAUCAAGGAGAAGAUGGGUGGGCGGAGACCGGCGUUCACGAGUGAGGUUGCAGGUGUCGUUGGAAUGUUGUGCACACCGGAUGGUCAAUGGACUACGGGUAGUGUGGUCUGUGCCAAUGGUGGAAUGAGGAUGACAGUUUAA